Messenger RNA from Didymodactylos carnosus, 1437 nucleotides. Lineage: Eukaryota; Metazoa; Rotifera; Eurotatoria; Philodinida; Philodinidae. The record is from the annotation of a GenBank genome assembly.
AUGUAUAUUGCGACAGGCGUUCCAACACCCGUCUCUUUUACACCUCAAGUAAUGACUUUAGCUCAACCUAAUCAAUAUGGAGAUAUCGCUGCUCAACAACUCAUACAACAGCAACAUACCGCUAUAAAUCAAGCACAUGCAGCAGCCUACUCUGCUUUGGGUAAUCCACCAUCCAACAUAAUGAUAAAUAAUCAAUCACAACAACAACAGCCCAAUUCCCAAACUCAAAAUGUUGGUUUAUCAUCGAAUACCGUUCAAGGAGAUCCAAAUAAUUAUCCGAUUCAACAGAUUUUACUAGAAAAUAUAUAUAAUAAUGUUUUAAUGAGAGAAAAGAAUUUAUUAUACCAAAAUCGAAUAGAUAAAGCUAGAAAACGCCUUUCAGAUCCUGUAACAACAAAUUAUCAUGUACCAUUGCAACCGUUGCUAAUGAAUGAUUAUGUUUUAAAUUCAAAUGUAUCUGGUACUAAUGUUGCUAGUGGAACAGGAGUAAAUCCUGCUGGUGGCAGUCAAAAUAUUUCCAUACCAACUACUAAUCUACAGCGUGUUCAAAGUGGUCAUACAUUAAAUCGUCGACGUUCGGUACGUUAUACUAAACCUUCACUACAUCAAGCACAACCUCUACCUCCUCCAUUACGUCCAAUUAAUGAAGGUCAAAAAUUAUUUGUAAUAAGACAUGCUGAACGUGUUGAUUCAACAUUUGGAAUCACUUGGGUUGAUAAUGUUUUCGAUAAAAAUGGACAAUAUAAACGGUUAAAUUUAAAUUUACCAAAAAAAAUGAUUCAACGUCGUGAUAAUAAAGAUUUUUUAUUUGAUCCUCCUCUAACUGAAUUAGGUUUAGUUGAAUGUAAAAUGGUUGGUGAAGAAUUAUUGGCUCAAGGUGUUAAAAUAUCUCAUGUAUAUUCAUCGCCAGCUUUACGAUGUGUUCAAACAGCUGAUAAAAUAAUUGAAGGACUAAAUAAGAAAGAUGAGAUACCAAUUCGAAUUGAACCAUGUCUAUUUGAAUUUUUAAAAUGGUAUCCCGUUGUACCAUUAAAAUGGCCAUUUCUUACCAUUGAUGAAUUAUCAAAAAAUGGUUAUCAUGUUGAUAAUUUCUAUAAACCAUUUUAUCCGAUUGAAUCAUUAAGAAAAGAUGAAGAUGAACAAAUGUAUUAUACAAGAAGUCAUUUUAUUAUUACAUCAAUAUUGAAAAAUCAUGAACUUGAUGGAGGAAAUGUAUUAAUUGUUGGACAUGCUCCCACUCUUGAAGUAUGUACUCGUCAAUUAACAGGUGGUCAACCUCGUGUCAAUGAUUUAAAAUUUCUUGUGUUACGUAUACCAUUUUUAUCAAUGCUAACAAUUUCAAAACAAUCAGAUGGUACAUGGCGUGCCAUUAAACCACCAAUUCCUCCAAUGAAACAUCAAGCAGUUGAAUCAUUUGAUUGGCGUUUUAUACGAUAA